Molecule: messenger RNA, 864 nt
Organism: Trichogramma pretiosum
Lineage: Eukaryota; Metazoa; Arthropoda; Insecta; Hymenoptera; Trichogrammatidae
Product: speckle-type POZ protein A-like
Exons: 2
Coding region: 1-864 (287 amino acids)
Biological process (GO): proteasome-mediated ubiquitin-dependent protein catabolic process; regulation of proteolysis
Cellular component (GO): cytoplasm
Molecular function (GO): ubiquitin protein ligase binding
Source: RefSeq, a predicted model, not a curated record
AUGGAAUCAACCCAACGAAUACAAGCCACCACUACAGCUAUUACAAUUAAGUUCAUUUGUACGUGGACGAUCGAGAAUUAUCGUGUGAUAAAAACCAAAGUUGGAGAAUCCAUAUUAUCCCCUGAAUUUAGUGUUGAAAGUGAUGGUAUAUCGCAUCAUGAUUAUGCAAAGCGAUGCUGGGGAUGGAAUAAAUUUUGGGACCUAAAAAAUAUUGACGAAUUAAUUUCUUCCAAAAAUACUAUCACCUUUAAAUGUGACUUCGAAGUUUUCAAGAAAUUGGAAUCUUCAAUUAAUUCAAAAAUCACUGACAAUGUAGAUGAAACAAUUCAUGGAAUAAAACUUGACUCUGCAUUUCUAAAUGAAGAAUUCAGUGAUGUUAAGUUGAUAACUUCUGAUAAAAAUUCCAUUCCAGCACACAGAAUUGUACUCGCUAUGUCCAGUCCAGUAUUCAAAGCCAUGUUUACCCAUGAUAUGUUAGAAAGGAAAAAUAAUUCCAUUGAGAUACCAGAUAUACCUUACAAUAUUCUAAUUGAAAUGUUGAGAUACAUCUAUACGGGAGACAUUGUAAGCACCAAAACAGAUAUAGUUCUGAAACUUUUAGCCGCAGCAGACAAGUAUCAAAUUGAUAAUUUGAAAAUCAAGUGUGAAAAAAUAUUGUGUGCUGAAUUGUCCACUGAAAAUGCACUGGACAUUCUGGAAGCUGCGCUUAAAUAUAAUGUAAAGUAUUUGGGAGAUGAGGUUGUGAAGUUUUUUGAAGUUCACAUAGAAUCGCUCAUUGAUUUAGAAAAAGUAAAUGACUUGGUUGACACUAGCCUGCUUAAUAUAAUUAAAGUAGGAAGAAAAAUCCCGAAAACGGAUAAUUAA